Molecule: messenger RNA, 426 nt
Organism: Penicillium brevicompactum
Lineage: Eukaryota; Fungi; Ascomycota; Eurotiomycetes; Eurotiales; Aspergillaceae
Exons: 2
Coding region: 1-426 (141 amino acids)
Source: RefSeq, a predicted model, not a curated record
AUGCGGAUUUCCUCUCUCGUUCUCUUCGGCCUGGCUUCUGUGGCGGUCGCCGACCUCAACUCUUGGAACGAUGUGGUUGGCGAUGUCCCCCAGUGCAUCAAGACCUGCCUGAACGACUACUACAACACCGUUGGUCUCAAGUCCAAGUGUGGAAGUCCCGAUUCAGCCAGUAUGGAUUGUCUAUGCGGCGUCAAGGAUACUUAUGAGAAUAUCCAAGAUGAUGCCUCCGACCUGAGCGACUGCAUUACAAAUGGCUGCGACUCCAGUGAACUUUCAGAUGCUUCUUCAAAGCUUGAGGGUUUCACCACCCGAUUCACUGAACUUUACAAGCAGUGCUCUAAGAAGAGCGCGGCCAGUUCAUCUCUUCCCGGCUACAAUGCAAUGCUGGCCUCUGGAGCCCUGCUGCUGGCAGGCGCGGCCCUCUAG